Molecule: messenger RNA, 2351 nt
Organism: Nanorana parkeri
Lineage: Eukaryota; Metazoa; Chordata; Amphibia; Anura; Dicroglossidae
Gene: CCDC170
Product: coiled-coil domain containing 170
Exons: 13
Coding region: 51-2351 (766 amino acids)
Source: RefSeq, a predicted model, not a curated record
ACAAUAUUCAUUUUCCAACUCAAUUAAACUUGUAUUCCAGUCCCUUGAGGAUGAGCAACAGCAGCCUGAGCAACUACAGCGAUCACCCAUCUGCAUCCAGUGUCCCAGGAGCCAAGGCAGCCUAUGGAAGCAGACAUCUUGAUGGUAAUACAAAAGCCGCCUUUCGUUCGGCUUCUCCAGCUGUCUCACUAACAGGAGGAGAACCAGAGGAACAAGAGCGCUUUAAACAUAAUAGAAUACAGGUGGAACUUAUGGACGAGUGUGUGGGAGUGGGAGCCAGAAGUGGUAAGAGAAACAAGAAAAGAGGAGAUGUAAAAAAGCACGCCUACGAUCCUAUUUUUGCGGACAUUCCUAUCACACGAGAACAGAUGAAUCACUACCGGAUAAUUGCUGAAAAUUCUCACAGUGAACUGGCAGCUCUGUAUGUAAAAUAUGAAAGUGCACAGUCAGAGUUGCUAGAAGUUCGGACUAAACUUUCCUCCAAAGAGAUGGCAUUACAAGAACUUAAGGCUGAAGUGGAAAACUACAGGGAAAACAAUGCACGACAGUCUGCAAUGAUCACAUCUCUAAGAGCAAGAGUGCAUGAAACAGAGGAGGAAACAGGUCUGCUGGCUACCUCCAAGUCUAGGGCAGAAUCAACCAUUCAGGCAGUUCUUCAUGAAAACCAAGAACUAAAAGACAGACUCCAGGAAAUGGAAUCUAGGCUAAAAACUUAUGUUGCUCAGUGGGAGGACAGCAAAUCGCAGGCUUCAAGGUAUAGCAGGAAUUAUGGACAUUUCCUGGCACAACUGUCUGCCUGCUUGAAUAUAAACAAAACAGGCCACAAGGAUUCAGAGGAACUGGUAAUUUCCAAGGCAAGUGAUCUGUUGAAAGAGAAUAUAGAAUUAAAGGGUAAUGUUGCCACGCUAAAGGAAACCGUCAACGUCCAUGAGACAGAAUCGAAAGCCAGCAGGGAAACCAUCAUGAAACUUGUAUCUGAAAUAAACAAAGAGAAGAAAAAGAGCAGUUCAUUUGUUUCACAAACUGACACCCUCUGCAAGAAUUUGGAAAGUGUCAGUGAUGUGAAGCACUCUUUAGAAAAAGAGAUUGUAAUGCUGCAGGACAGACUGAAGGCAUCACAGAAAGCCUGGGAGGCAUGCAAGCAAGAGCUGAACCAGGUGAAGAAGAGUUCCACUGAGCUAGGCAUGUCGCUCAAGAACAGUGUUGGGGAGGCAAAGGCUACCCAGAGUCUGCUGGAUUUAUUCAAGGAGGAGGUUGCAGCAGCUCUCAGUGAUACUUCUAUUACAGUGAAGCCCAAAGAAGAAGCCAUUUUGGAUAGAAUAAAUGAUUUACAGAAACGGGUGGAAAGCAAAAAAAUAGUGGCCACACAGUUGGAAAGCAAAGUCAGCAAACUCAAUGACCAGCUACAGCACCAAGCCGAUCUGCACCAAGAGGCAAUGCUUAGAGCCAAGAAAGCAGAGCAGCAUCUACAGGAACUGCGAUCACAGCUAAAAGUGGCUGAAGGAGAACUUGUGUCGGGAGACGUCAGGCGUGACAAUCUCAGUUAUGAGAAGCAGAAGUACAUGAAGUUCUUGGAGCACCUGUCUGAAAAGAUGAGGUUGGACAGAAUAACUGCUGAUGUAGGUUUUGACAUGCGUCUGGAUGUCAUCCUUGCCCGUGCAGAUCAGUUGGUCAAACUGGAAUCAGACGCUGUCGUUGAGAAGAAGACGCUUGCACAUGGUCUGCAAAGAAAGUUAAAAGCCCAGAAGGAAAAGUAUGAAAGCAAAGAACUUCACAUGGAACUCCUGAGGAAAAAAAUUGCCCAGUUAGAAGAAGAAAACCAAGUCCGCACAGCUCUGGCAGUGGAGAGAGAUGAGGCCAACCUGACAGUCCGGACUUUGCAGAAGAAGGUGGAGAGAAUGCAGAAAGAAUUAGGUGCAGCUCAGCAAUCAGUCACUGAACUAAAAUCCAGACUUGCAGACACUAAUGAGUUAAAGAUUAAAACACUGGAACAACACAAAACUAUUGAACAGCUGAACAAAUCUGUUGAACAUCUUGAGAAAGAUAAAGGCAAGACUGCAAAGAAGUUGCUGUCUGUAAAAUCAGAGCUCGACUUUACGGAACGAGAAGCAAAAGAGGAAAAAGAGAAAACAGGCAACUACAUAGACGUGGUCACCAGUGAACUGAAGACACUUAAGAAGACCUUAGAAGAAGUUUCCAGGCGGGAGAAACAGCUGGUAGAUUUUCGAGAGGUGGUAUCUCAUUUGCUGGGACUGAAUGUAAAUGGUCUAGCGUUACCUGAUUAUGAGAUUAUCAAAAGGCUUGAAGGACUGGUCCAUUCCCACCACCAUCAUGUUGUUUCCUGUGCAUGA